AUGGUUCGACAUAACGAUCAUUUUGAUGAUGAAAAUUACUAUGAUCCAGCACCAUUGCGACCGGUGUCAUCAGUGAAUGAUCUGAAUGAAAUGCUCUAUGAUAUUUCUGGCAUUGAUCAACCACGACGUUUGUCUGAAUACGAUUUUCGGAGUGUUACAGGUGAAACCAGCCGGCAAUCGCAGGAUUUUUUCCCUGAUAUAUUUGGCAGUCUGUUCAGAGUUUUUUCGGCGAAAUAA
Gongylonema pulchrum is the source of this 237-nucleotide messenger RNA. The record is from the annotation of a GenBank genome assembly. NCBI's taxonomy places the organism in Eukaryota, Metazoa, Nematoda, Chromadorea, Rhabditida, Gongylonematidae.